CCUCCCUCUUUAUGGGGUAGGGAGGGCUCCUAAGUCCCCUUGUGUGCAACCACAGAUGCUUGACUGAGUUCAUGAAGAUGAGUGUCAGUGUGCUCCCUGAAAGGAAGGUGACCCCAAGGGCAUCAGUCCACAGACAGCUUCAGAGAGGGGGUUGUCAACAGGGCUCAUUCACAGUGAGUCCGAAAAGCAAAUCUCUGGUCAACGUUGAGAGUUUUGAGGAGAAAGAGCAUUUGGCUUCUGGAGGCCAAACUGAAGACCCAGAUUGAGAACCCACAGACACGACCACCAUGGGCAGUAAAACCUUGCCCGCACCAGUGCCCAUCCACCCCUCCCUGCAGCUCACCAACUACUCCUUUCUCCAGGCGGUAAACGGCCUGCCCACGGUGCCCUCGGACCACCUGCCCAACCUGUAUGGCUUCAGUGCGCUGCACGCCGUGCACCUGCACCAGUGGACGCUGGGCUACCCGGCCAUGCACUUGCCGCGCUCCUCUUUUUCCAAAGUGCCAGGAGCCGUGUCCAACCUGGUGGACGCACGCUUCCAGCUGCCAGCCUUUCCCUGGUUCCCCCACGUCAUCCAGCCCAAGCCGGAGAUCACUGCUGGAGGCGGCGGCCCCGUGGCGCUCAAGACCAAGCCCCGCUUUGAUUUUGCCAACCUGGCCUUGGCUGCCACGCAAGAAGAUCCGUCCAAGCUUGGCCGUGGGGAGGGUCCCGGCUCCCCCGCUGGUGGGCUGGGCGCCCUCCUGGAUGUGACCAAGCUGUCCCCAGAAAAGAAGCCCACCAGAGGACGCCUGCCCUCCAAGACCAAGAAGGAGUUUGUCUGCAAGUUCUGUGGCCGCCACUUCACCAAGUCCUACAACCUCCUUAUCCAUGAGCGGACGCACACGGACGAGCGGCCCUACACCUGUGACAUCUGCCACAAAGCCUUCCGGAGGCAAGACCACCUCAGAGACCACAGAUAUAUUCACUCCAAAGAAAAGCCUUUCAAGUGUCAAGAGUGCGGGAAGGGCUUCUGCCAGUCCAGGACUCUGGCUGUCCACAAGACGCUGCACUCACAGGUGAAGGAGCUCAAAACCUCCAAGAUCAAAUGCUAAACAGAGCCUCCUGCUCACCAGGGCCCUGGGGCCCGCCACUGCCGCCGCCUCCAGCGGGACCAGAAGCCGGGAGGCGACUCUAGUGGACCUGCCCGGACCACGUCCCUUGGGUCCCGGCCGCUUGCAGAACUACGGAGCCCCGCCCGGGGGCCAUGACCGGCAGCCAGGGCGGCUCCCCCAGGACGCGGCUAAAUUCUUGGCCAAAAAGGCGGUACUCACGUGGCGGAAGGGAAACUCCAUUUAAAAAAAAUAUAUAAGAAGAACGAAAGCUCCGCGGAGCCGCAGCGGCGCCUCUCCCAGAAGUAUUACUUUUUCUAUUGUUAUUUUAUACGUUUUCUUUAUUAUUUUUUUUUCUUUGACCAUAUAAGCUUGUAACUCUGACUGCGGAGAAAGAGGGGAGAGGAACAGAAGUUCUGCGCUCUCGCAGCUUCCAGACCCCCCCGCCCGCCCCAUCCCCACCCGGGAGCCUGCAAAAGUGUAAUCCGU
This is a messenger RNA of Myotis davidii, 1577 nucleotides long. RefSeq names its product odd-skipped related transciption factor 1 (gene OSR1). Bases 288 to 1091 code for a protein of 267 amino acids. Gene Ontology annotation, biological process: embryo development; urogenital system development; regulation of transcription by RNA polymerase II. The record is from RefSeq and is a predicted model, not a curated record. Gene Ontology annotation, cellular component: nucleus. Gene Ontology annotation, molecular function: RNA polymerase II transcription regulatory region sequence-specific DNA binding; DNA-binding transcription factor activity, RNA polymerase II-specific. Lineage: Eukaryota; Metazoa; Chordata; Mammalia; Chiroptera; Vespertilionidae. The transcript is spliced from 3 exons.